Messenger RNA from Orycteropus afer afer, 1247 nucleotides. It is a transcript of the gene SUCLG2, whose product is annotated as succinate-CoA ligase GDP-forming subunit beta. Gene Ontology annotation, biological process: succinyl-CoA metabolic process; tricarboxylic acid cycle. Gene Ontology annotation, cellular component: succinate-CoA ligase complex; mitochondrion. Gene Ontology annotation, molecular function: ATP binding; succinate-CoA ligase (GDP-forming) activity. The record is from RefSeq and is a predicted model, not a curated record. Lineage: Eukaryota; Metazoa; Chordata; Mammalia; Tubulidentata; Orycteropodidae.
GGCAAUUCAGUUAAUUUCUAGAAGAUGGCUGAACCUGCAGGAAUACCAGAGCAAGAAAUUGAUGUCUGACAAUGGAGUGAAGGUUCAGAGAUUCUUUGUGGCAGGCACUGCAAAUGAAGCUCUCGAGGCUGCUAAGAGACUAAAUGCAAAAGAAAUUGUUUUAAAAGCUCAGAUCUUAGCAGGAGGAAGAGGAAAAGGAGUCUUCAAUAGUGGGCUGAAAGGAGGCGUUCAUUUAACAAAAGACCCUAAAGUUGUGGAACAGCUGGCUAAACAGAUGAUUGGAUAUAAUCUAGCAACAAAGCAAACUCCGAAAAAUGGUGUGAAAGUUAACAAGGUUAUGGUGGCUGAAGCCCUGGACAUUUCCAGAGAAACAUACUUGGCAAUUCUGAUGGAUCGGGCUUGCAAUGGCCCCGUUCUGGUGGGCAGUCCCCAGGGCGGCAUUGACAUAGAAGAGGUGGCAGCUUCUUCUCCAGAACUUAUUUUUAAGGAGAAAAUUGACAUUUUUGAAGGGAUAAAGGACAGCCAAGCACAGCGGAUGGCAGAAAAUCUAGGCUUCCUUGGGCCUUUGAAAAAUCAGGCUGCAGAUCAAAUUAAGAAGCUAUAUAAUCUCUUCUUGAAAAUUGAUGCUACUCAGGUGGAAGUGAAUCCCUUUGGUGAAACUCCAGAAGGACAAGUUGUGUGUUUUGACGCCAAGAUAAACUUUGAUGACAAUGCAGAAUUCCGACAAAAGGACAUAUUUGCUAUGGAUGACAAAUCGGAGAAUGAGCCCAUUGAAAAUGAAGCUGCCAGAUACGAUCUGAAAUAUGUAGGAUUGGAUGGAAACAUUGCUUGCUUUGUAAAUGGUGCUGGGCUGGCCAUGGCUACCUGUGACAUCAUCUUCCUUAAUGGUGGAAAGCCAGCCAACUUCUUGGAUCUUGGUGGUGGAGUAAAGGAAGCCCAAGUGUAUCAAGCAUUUAAAUUACUCACAGCUGAUCCUAAGGUUGAAGCCAUCCUUGUCAAUAUUUUUGGUGGAAUUGUGAACUGUGUCAUCAUUGCCAAUGGCAUCAUCAGAGCCUGUCAGGAGCUACAACUCAAGGUGCCCUUGGUGGUCCGGCUUGAAGGAACCAAUGUCCACGAGGCUCAGAACUUGCUUAAUAACAGCGGACUCCCCAUUACUUCAGCUGUUGACCUGGAAGAUGCAGCCAGGAAGGCUGUGGCCAGCGUGGCAAAGAAGUGAGGUCCGUUGGAAGAGAAGUCCAUAUUUUCCA